Molecule: messenger RNA, 1518 nt
Organism: Heterotrigona itama
Lineage: Eukaryota; Metazoa; Arthropoda; Insecta; Hymenoptera; Apidae
Source: the annotation of a GenBank genome assembly
AUGGAUCCAUGCGAAGAUUUCUACGAGUAUGCAUGUGGCAAUUGGGCUAAAUAUAAUCCGCUUCCUGUUAACGAAACACGAUGGAAUAUGUUAAUUAAAAGUCAGAAGGAAGUUGAAGAACGUCUCGAAGGUUUGCUCGUGAAAUAGAAAGAACUGGUCUGCAGCCGCUCAUAUCCACGAUGUGGAGAGCAGGUGGAUGGCCAUUAAUAAUGGAGGAAGAUGAAUGGGAUCAGAAAAUAUACAAAUGGCAAAAUGUGGACGAUUACUACGCUCGUUUGACAGGAUUAAAUAGUUUCCACGAUGUGCACGUUUCUACGAACUAUUCGAUUCAUAAAGGGCUACAUCUGUUUGUAAGUACAUAUAAUCUGCGAGACAUUAUUUCUAUAAAGUUACAAAGUGUGAUGGAGACAACGAUAGCGAAGAAGGAAGUGAAAAGGACGACCACGAAGAUGAAUUGAAAAUACGAAAGAGGGAUAUCGAUGAGAGAGAAAUUAAUAAUCGUAGAAUUCGCAAGAAAAGAAUAAGUAAUACGAUCGAGAGAACGACGAAGAGACAUGUCGAUGAGAAAACGUUAAAAAGAUCAACGAAAAGGGCUAUAAUCCACAAUAAGAAAUAUCACGUGCAAAGAAGAAUUGUUAAUCGAGUGAUAAAUCCUGCGACAGGAAAGAAUGCUGAGAAACACAAGUCAAGACACAAGUUAGCACGCAAAUCUGAUAGCAUUGAAAAAUCGGAAGAAUAUCCGGGUAACUGGAAUAAUCAUAAAAGAAUGGAGGAUACCAACAACGAUUUAUAUUUCGACGAAAACGCGGAUCAAGGGGGGAACAAUAGCGGCGACAGGAACGAUGAAAACGACCGAGAGAAUGAUAGCAAUUAUAACGAACACGGUAGCGGCAGCGGUGAUUAUUAUGAAUGGAACGAUGAAGAUGGUAGUGGUAGCGGUGACUAUGAAUGGGAUAAUGAAGGUGGUAGCGGCAGUGACGACGACGAUAGCGAGAAAAGCGACGAAGUCUGGAAAACAGAAGAAGAAGAAGAAGAAGAAGAGAUGAAAAGAACGAGAAAAACGUACGCAGAGUAUAUAAUAAAUUACAUUUUCGAGUACGGCGAGGAAUUAAAUGGCAAGCUUGAAACGCUCCAAAAGAGAUACAAUACCUUGGACCCUCGGACGGGAAACGGGAAUGUAAGAGAAAUUAUUCAAUUGAAAGAGAGGAUAAUCGAAAUUUCUGUUGAACGAGUGUACGAUGAAUUUUUCCAGAUUAAUUGGAUAACGAAAGUGAAAGACGUGUUUGCUGCUGGAGGUAUGGAAAUUACUGACGACCACGUAUUCAUCUCAUCCUAUGGUUACAUCGAAGCGUUGAGCAAGUUAUUAGACAGAACUCCAAGUAGAAUAAUUGAGCAAAACAGUGUAUCGCUGAUAUAAACGCAAAUUACAUUUUAGGAUACGAAUAUGUGAAACGAUAUUUAUCAGAGAAAGUUUUACGAGCGGUAAAAAAAAUAUUACAAUACAAUGCACCGAUAUAA